Molecule: messenger RNA, 1644 nt
Organism: Xenopus tropicalis (tropical clawed frog)
Lineage: Eukaryota; Metazoa; Chordata; Amphibia; Anura; Pipidae
Gene: asmt
Product: acetylserotonin O-methyltransferase
Exons: 8
Coding region: 49-1083 (344 amino acids)
Molecular function (GO): catalytic activity; protein dimerization activity; O-methyltransferase activity
Source: RefSeq, a predicted model, not a curated record
CAGCUUAUAUAGAUACACAGGGCUAGAUCCCUUGCAGUCCAACUAAACAUGAGCUCUGUACAGGAUCUUGACUAUCCAAAGCAACUCCUUGAAUAUAGAGAUGGUUUUCUUUUUUCUAAGACUUUGUUUACAGCCUGUGAGCUGGGAAUAUUCGAUUUGUUACAUAAAUCAGGUGAAGCUCUGUCUACCCUGGCUAUCUCCUCUCAGCUGGGCACCAACACAGAUGCAACAGAUCGCCUCCUUAGUGCCUGCGUCGGACUAAAGCUCCUGAAAGUGGAGAUGAAAAAUAAUGAAGCUUUCUUUUCAAAUACAGAUGUCUCCAAUAUGUAUCUGGUAAAAUCAAGCCCAAGAUCAUUCUACCAAAUGAUGAUGUAUUAUUCCAAAACUAUAUACAUGUGCUGGCACUUCUUACCUGAUGCUAUAAGGGAAGGCAAAAGGCAGUAUGAACGAGCUUUUGGAAUAACUUCAGAGGAUAUAUUUAAAGAUUUGUACAGGUCAGAGGAAGAGACGGUGAGUUUCAUGCAUCAUAUGGAAUCAAUAUGGCAUAUAUGUGGAAAAGAUGUUCUUGCAGCCUUUGAUCUAUCUUCUUUUAAGGAAAUCUGUGAUAUAGGAGGAUGCUCGGGUGGUCUUGCCAAGCAUUUUCUUUCUCUGUAUCCUUCUUCUUCCGUGACCAUUAUGGAUCUGCCUGAAGUAGUGCAAAUGGCAAAGAAGCACUUUAUAACAGAUGGAGACAUUGUUUUCCUUGAAGGAGAUUUUUUUAAUGAUCCCCUUCCGGAGUCAGACCUGUAUAUAUUGGCUAGAAUCAUCCAUGACUGGACAGAAGAUAAAUGCCUCCGUCUGCUAAAUAAAAUUUACAAGUCUUGCAGACCAGGAGGUGGGGUCCUGCUAGUCGAAGCGCUGCUGAACGAGGACAGAAGUGGCCCAUUGUCUUCCCAGAUGUUUUCACUGAACAUGUUGCUGCAGACAGAAGGGAAGGAGAGGAGUGCAUCUGAAUACCACAAGCUUCUGGCUGAUUCUGGCUUCAGGGAAAUUCAAGUGAAAGCAACUGGAAAGUUCUACGAUGCUGUACUGGGGAAGAAGUAAACUAAUAUGCAUCCCUUCACUUUGUUGCCUGUCAGCAAAAGAACUGCAUAUUUUGUUUCACCUUUCUUGAUUACUUGUUUAACAUCUUUACUCAAAUAUUUACCCAAACAUCAGACUAAUUAGUAACUAAUUGCAAUCAUUUUUAAUAUAUAUUUCAUGGCGAGUUUUGAAGCCUACUGUUAAUUUUAUAUUGAUCAGUUUAUAUCUUGUGCAAUAACUGAUACAUUUAUGGAGCAGUAUUGUACAGUUCACUUGAUAUCUCAUAUUUAUCAUUAACCCAUGCUUGUGAUAUAAUUCAGUUCUUACAUGUAAUUUCUGUGCUUAUUUUAUCGUGUCCUUGUUUACAGUGAUAUUCUCUCCAAUUACACAGCCAUCUCACAUAACAGUGUAAUGUAAUUUCAGUGUUAGCACUUUCCUUUAGCUGACUUAGAUUUGAUGGUAAUGACAUUAAAGACUUGAUUUACUGCAUUAUCCGAUUAUGCGAUACAAUUAUUAUUGUAAUAAAACAUGUAAUGUGGUCCUUUGAAAAGCUCAAAAUACAAUCUUUUUUUCAUUUCGCUA